CCACUCACCAUUGUGGUCCAUGAUUCGGUGUAGGGUACUCUGGGACCGGAAGUCGCCGCCGUGCUACGGUAUGGGUGGAAGCGGGACCGGAAGCAGAAGUGCACGCUCGUGAGGGGGUGAGGGAAUGCAUAGAGAUAGGCAGAGGGAGAACGGUAGGACAACUAUUUGUUGGCGACUUCACUUUAUCGUUCCUUCGGUCGCUGUUUCCACCAACAGUGCCCCAUGGAGAAAAGUUUCGUGCAGGGUGCAUGCCUUCUCUCUAUCUCUUUGCCACCCUCCAGCGUGCUCGGUUUCGCCACUCUCCGGACCUAUGGGAGAACGAAAGGGUAACAAACAGCAAGAUGUGGCCUGAUACCUUAUACAUGACUAGUCAGCCCAGAGAAAUCCUUCACAGUCCACUAAGAAAUCCAGUUGAUUUGUUUCAUUCUGAGAAUAUUGUAAAAAUUUGUGCUCCUAUGGUUAGAUAUUCAAAAUUAUCUUUCAGAACAUUAGUCAGGAAAUACAACUGUGAUUUAUGCUACACUCCAAUGAUAGUUGCAGCUGAUUUUGUCAAAUCUGUAAAAGCUAGACAUAGUGAAUUUACUACAAACCAAGGUGAUCAUCCUCUGAUUGUUCAGUUUGCUGCUAAGGAAGCACAUGUUCUAGCAGAUGCUGCUUGUAUCAUCAGUCCUUUUGCAGAUGGCAUAGACCUAAACUGUGGCUGUCCACAGAGAUGGGCUAUGGCAGAAGGUUUUGGUGCUUGCUUAAUAAACAAACCAGAACUGGUGCAAGAGAUGGUGAAGCUAGUAAGAAAUCAAGUGGAAAACCCCAUGUUUUCAGUAUCCAUUAAGAUAAGGAUUCAUGAUGACCUAAAGAGAACUGUAGACCUCUGUCAAAAAGCUGAAGCAGCUGGAGUAUCCUGGAUUACAGUCCAUGGGAGAAAUGUAGAAGAAAGACACCAGCCGGUACACUAUGACACAAUUAAAAUAAUUAAACAAAGUAUGUCUAUACCAGUUAUAGCUAAUGGUGACAUGAAAUCUUUAAAAGAUGUGAAAGAUGUUCAUCAAAAAACAGGAACAGAUGGUGUCAUGGUUGCUAGAGGGCUCUUAGCCAAUCCAGCCAUGUUUGCAGGAUAUGAAGAAACACCCCUACAGUGCAUUCAAGACUGGGUUGAUAUUGCUCUUGAACAUGGGACACCUUUUACAUGUCUUCAUCACCAUUUAAUGUAUAUGUUGGAAAGGAUUACUUCAAAGCAAGAGAAGAAAGUUUUUAAUGUCUUAUCAAGCACAUCUGCUGUUUUAGACUACCUUAGGGAUAACUAUGGUGUGCAGUAACUUUCUAGAUAUUUUAAUUAUAUGAAGAUUGUACUUUCAUUGUUUUACAGUGGUUUUGCAAACUCAGAAUAUUUUUAUAUAUAUGAAAAAAUUAUUUUUUAAUUAAAGUCUCUCAAACAAAUGUA
Molecule: messenger RNA, 1438 nt
Organism: Rhineura floridana
Lineage: Eukaryota; Metazoa; Chordata; Lepidosauria; Squamata; Rhineuridae
Gene: DUS4L
Product: dihydrouridine synthase 4 like
Exons: 8
Coding region: 249-1313 (354 amino acids)
Biological process (GO): tRNA processing
Molecular function (GO): tRNA dihydrouridine synthase activity; flavin adenine dinucleotide binding
Source: RefSeq, a predicted model, not a curated record